AUGGCGGCGCCCAGGUGUAUUCGGGCCCUGCGUGGCUGCGGCGCGGCCCGGCGUUCGGCGGGUCUCGUCCUUCUCGCCUCUCAGCGAUUCUGUUCCGCCGCGGCUGCUUCGAGGCCCCUGGAUGCGCAGCGACUGGCGGAGAGGCUCCGAGCCCAGAAACAGGAACAAAAGAAGGAGUCGGUACCCACCAGCCCUGUCCAACGGAGGGUGCAAGAACUGCUGCGCUUCACACAGCAGCUGCAGCGAGUCCACCCCAACGUGCUUGCUAAGGCGCUGAGCCGAGGGAUUCUGCACCAGGACAAGGACCUCGUGGUUAUCAAUAAGCCCUACGGUGUGCCUGUGCAUGGUGGUCCCGGCAUCCAGCUCUGCAUCAGCGAUGUCCUGCCGGUCCUUGCGAAGAUGCUGCGUGGCCACAAGGCAGAGCCCUUGCAUCUCUGUCACCGGCUGGACAAGGAAACUACGGGUGUGAUGGUGUUGGCUUGGGAGAAGGAAGUGGCACAUCAAGUACAACAGUUGUUUAAAACCCGCCAGGUGGCCAAGAAGUACUGGGCCAUCACUGUGCGCGUCCCCGUGCCCUCAGCAGGAGUUGUUGACAUCCCCAUCAUCGAGAAGGAGGUGCAAGGCCAGAAACACCAUCAUAAGAUGACGCUCUCCCCGUGCUACCAUAUGGACAAUGGGAAGAUGGUGAAGGCGCGGACCAGCCGGAACGCACAUGUCGCUGUGACUCAGUACCAGGUGCUAAGCAGCACUCUCUCCUCCUCCCUCUUGGAGCUCCAGCCUGUCACCGGCGUAAAACAUCAGCUUCGAGUUCACCUGUCUUUUGGACUAGAUUGUCCAAUCCUUGGUGAUCACAAGUACUCAGACUGGAAUAAGUUGGCCCCGCAGAAGCUGUGUGUUGGCACCCUAAAGAAGCUGGGGCUGAAGCAGUCAAAGGCCCGCCACAUCCCUCUUCACUUGCACGCCCGGCAGCUGAUCAUUCCUGCACUGGGGUCCAGGAAUGAGGACCUCACCUUGGUCUGCAAGCUUCCUCGCUUCUUUGUGCGUUCCCUGAGUCGCUUGGGCUUAGUGGUGCCCAGCAAGGAUCAGAGUUGACGAAGCAGGGCACUUAGAACUGUGGCGAAUGUAUUGGGCAGUUUGGACCCAGAGCGUGUCACUUUCCAUAGUGGAGAAUUAAGUUGGCAUUGGUGACUGAUAGCUUCGCAUUGGGAACAGACUAGAAAAAUCAACUGUGAUAAGUUGAAGGAGCUCACUUUAGGGCAUACAGUGGAAAAUAAAGUCUACUUCCCAAUCAUUUGGCCAAGCUAUGGGAGUUCCUAAGACGUGUCCCUGCCUUUAAAAAAAACAACAGAAAAACUUUGCCAUCAGGUCACUUCUGCCUCGUAGCAACCCUAGCGUGUAGACAGAACUGUCCCUUUGGGUUUCUGAGGCUGUAAAUCUUUACAGGAACAAAAAGCCCCAUCGUUUCUUCCCCAGAGUGGCUUGUGGGCUCAAUCUGCUGAUCCUUUGAUUAGCAGCCCAACUCAUAGUCUCCUAAAGUUUGUUGUUGUUUUCCCUGACGUAGGAUAUUGACAAAGAGAGCAGUAGGCAGAUGGGACCGUAAUUGGAGAAGGAGAACUAAAACAGAAUCCACGGUGGCAAACUAUUCAUCCAGUCGUAAAGCUUUUUACAUUUCAAGAAGGGUCUCUGUGUUGGAAAGAACAUAUGUGCAAACACAUCAUGGGAUCCAGGGAGUUUGUAUAGCUAUAGCCUGAGGCACUGUUUGCUGUGCAGCCUGUGGAGGGGUGUUUGAGCUGUGGAAUUUGGAUAAGCAAGGGAAACAUACAUAAUAGCCAGAUGUAAACAGUUGUUGGGCACAAACACCAGAGCUCAUACAGUCUAAAGAGAGGGAUUGUUCGCUCCAGUGGUAGUUGUCAUGUGGAGUUUCCUGUGUCUCCAGAAAGGUAGGGAACUGAGACAUUGAUGUGAAAUCUCCCAGUAUAUGUAUUGCCAGAUAAAGUCAAAUGAAAUCCAAAAGGCUUUUGUCAACUAAGGAGAUGGUAGACCCAGAUGGUACACUGAUGUUUUGGGAAAGGUGCCAUCAUUAAAAGUUCUAGAUUAGAAAUUGGCAUUUGCCUUUUGUAGGGCAGGGAUGGCCAGUAAAUGCAAUUGUGUGAUUUUAAGGAUUUUGCCUGUUUGUCUGCUUGUAAGUAUAUAUAUGAGAAAACAUUUACCAUCUCAA
This is a messenger RNA of Echinops telfairi (small Madagascar hedgehog), 2218 nucleotides long. RefSeq names its product RNA pseudouridine synthase D4 (gene RPUSD4). NCBI's taxonomy places the organism in Eukaryota, Metazoa, Chordata, Mammalia, Afrosoricida, Tenrecidae. Gene Ontology annotation, molecular function: pseudouridine synthase activity; RNA binding. The transcript is spliced from 7 exons. Gene Ontology annotation, biological process: pseudouridine synthesis. The coding region runs from base 1 to 1092 and encodes 363 amino acids. The record is from RefSeq and is a predicted model, not a curated record.